Molecule: messenger RNA, 1794 nt
Organism: Triticum turgidum subsp. durum (durum wheat)
Lineage: Eukaryota; Viridiplantae; Streptophyta; Magnoliopsida; Poales; Poaceae
Source: the annotation of a GenBank genome assembly
AUGGAUCCGGCCCCCGAUCCGCCCGCCGCCGACGAGGCCCUGGCGGCGCUGUCCCUCCGCGGCGCCGACCUGCCGGCGGACUUCGCCUCCGCCGGCGGCGGCCACGAGAUCGCCGAGGAGGAGGACGAGGACGACGAGGGGUACGUGACGGCCGCGUCCAGGGGCGGGAGCAGCACGGCCGCGUCCCGGCGGAGGGAGGAGUUCGAGGGGCUCGAGGAGGAGGAGGAGGACGCCUACGGCGACGCCGGCCCGCCCAGCCCCAGCAGCAGCGGCUACGCCGGCGAGCGGGGCAGCAGCGUCGCCUCCAGCGCCGGCGCCGGCGGCGGCAUCGAGGAGGCCGAGCCCGACCCCGCCCCACCCCUCGCCCCCGGCGCCGAGGACUGGGCCCGCGGCAAGAAGCACGCCGACGAGGUCCUUCUCCUCUUCUUGUUUCUUGAGCUACUUCAAUCAUCUAAUCAUGGAUUAGAUGAUGGUUCAGCUUCAUGGAGGAAGAGAAAGAAGCAUUUCUUCAUUCUAAGCAACUCCGGCAAGCCGAUAUACUCUAGGUAUGGAGAUGAGCACAGGUUAGCUGGGUUUUCUGCUACACUGCAAGCGAUUGUUUCUUUUGUGGAGAACAGUGGUGAUCAUAUCAAAUUUGUGAGAGCUGGAAAGCAUCAGAUAGUUUUCCUUGUCAAAGGUCCCAUAUAUUUAGUUUGUAUAAGUUGCACUGAAGAGACGUUUGAAGGAUUGAGGGGCCAACUAGAGCUCAUGUAUGGUCAGAUGUUGCUUAUAUUGACAAAGUCGGUCAAUAGGUGCUUUGAGAAGAAUCCUAAAUUUGACAUGGCACCACUUCUAGGUGGCACAGAUGCGGUUUUCCUAUGUCUUAUACGCGCAUUCAGCUGGAAUCCUGCUACAUUUCUUCAUGCAUACACAUGCCUUCCCCUUGCCCAAUCAACAAGACAGGCUGCUAGCGCAGUUUUGCAGGACAUUGCUGAUUCGGGAGUUCUGUUUGCACUGUUGAUGUGUGAUCACAAGGUUAUUAGUCUUGUGGGAGCACAAAAGGCAACUUUGCAUCCUGAUGAUAUAUUACUACUUGCAAAUUUCAUAUUGUCCUCCGAAUCUUUUAGGACUUCGGAGUCUUUUUCACCCAUAUGCUUGCCAAGAUACAAUCCUAUGGCCUUCCUAUACGCUUAUGUUCAUUUUUUUGAUGAAAAUACUUACUUGACUCUUCUUACUCCGAGAUCAGAUGCCUUCUUUGAUUUGAAAGAUUCAAGGGCCCGCAUUCAGGAUGUUCUAUUGAAAUCAAAUGUCCUUCUCGAAGUCCAAAGGUCUUUACAUGAGAAUGUUCUGCGUGUUGAAGAUGUCCCCAUUGAUCCUACUUCUCAAUCUACAUCAGCUCCUGCACAGUCUUCUCAAGGCCUAAAUUCCCAACCAUUGUCUUCUGAUGAGGCAAUUGGUGGACCAGCUGGACUUUGGCAUUUUAUAUACAAAAGUGUCUACCUUGACCAGUAUGUAUCGUCUGAGUUUGCCUUGCCCAUAAGAAAUCCCAAGCAACAGAAGAGAUUGUACAAGGCUUAUCAAAAGGUUUAUGCUUCCAUGCAUGAUAAAGCAACUGGUCCGCACAAAACUCAAUUCAGAAGAACUGAGGAUUAUGUUAUGUUGAGCUGGAUAACCCAGGAUUUUGAGCUGUAUGCAGCCUUCAGCCCACUGGCCGACAAGACCCAAGCGAUCAAGAUAUGCAACAGAGUAUGCCAGUGGAUCAGGGAUUUAGAGGACAGAGUGUUCAUAUACGGAGAAAGCACCAUUGCCUGGUGA